UGCAGGAAAUUUAAAGGCUUUGGGUCCUUGCAAAGCAGACAAACUGGUGCCAACGUGCGUGGCUGCUGUUGCUGCUGAGGAGGCUGCUUUGCAAACGGCGGAGAGGAGCGGGGAGGAGGAAUCGGCUGCAACUUCUUCCGUACGCACGGGCGGACAACGAGGAGCAGCACCGGCGAGCAGAAUUUGCAACAAAAAGAGGCAUCUCCCUGUCCCGGGGAGGCUGAAAAGAGGCAGCGGCAGCGGCAGAAUUUUGGAGCGGCUCCACCAGGAGAAAUUUUAUAGAGAAGCCUGCAAAAGAGAGAGUGUUUGCAGGGGGCUUGUUCUCCGGGCUUAUCAAGGGGCUGUCUUUGCUGGUGGUGCGGGGAGUGGAGGCGAUCCCCCUUAAAGACAAGCUAUUUUGGAUAUCCCCGUACAAGUUUUCUGAUGUGUUUGCUUGCACCUUCUUCCCCUGCUGUUUGGUGAACCCAGCCCCCCUUUCCCCCCCCCACCCCCACCGGUCUCCCAAGGAUGGAUCAUUCCCAGUGCCUUGUGACUAUAUACGCCUUGGUGGUUCUGCUGGGUCUCCGGCUAGAGCAGGGCUCCUGCCAGCACUAUCUGCACAUCCGACCGGCUCCCAGCGACAACUUGCCCUUGGUGGAUCUAAUCGAGCACCCGGACCCUAUCUUUGACCCCAAGGAGAAGGAUCUUAAUGAGACCUUGCUAAGGAACCUCAUGGGCGGACACUUCGACCCUAACUUUAUGGCUAUUUCCUUGCCCGAGGACCGUCUCGGUGUGGACGAUCUGGCCGAGCUGGACCUGCUGCUCAGGCAGAGACCCUCGGGAGCGAUGCCUAGCGAAAUCAAAGGGCUGGAGUUUUACGACGGGCUGCAGCCGGGCAAGAAGCACAGGCUGAGCAAGAAGCUGCGCAGGAAGCUGCAGAUGUGGCUCUGGUCCCAGACCUUCUGCCCGGUUCUAUACACGUGGAACGAUCUCGGCAGCCGCUUUUGGCCCCGGUAUGUCAAAGUGGGCAGCUGCUACAGUAAAAGGUCUUGUUCAGUCCCCGAAGGCAUGGUUUGCAAACCUGCCAAGUCCGUGCAUUUAACGAUCCUGAGGUGGCGGUGCCAGCGGCGGGGCGGGCAGAGGUGCACAUGGAUACCCAUCCAGUACCCCAUCAUUUCGGAGUGCAAGUGCUCCUGCUAGGGCUGGCACUUCCCUGCUCUCCCCUUCUCCAGCGGACUCACGUGGACCUUUGCUGCAACAAAAAUAAAAAGACUUUUGCUUUCUGGUUAACGUUGUAAUGCACUGUAACGUGUAGGAGAAUGUAUAUUGUGUGUAUAUAUGGCACCGGUUUAAUAUACUAUUAAAAGGUCAGUAUUACACCUGAAAUAAUCAGCGUCUACUGUAUUUUUAAGACUAUUACCCCGAUC
This is a messenger RNA of Dryobates pubescens (Downy woodpecker), 1406 nucleotides long. RefSeq names its product noggin (gene NOG). The record is from RefSeq and is a predicted model, not a curated record. The transcript has a single exon. Gene Ontology annotation, biological process: negative regulation of BMP signaling pathway; dorsal/ventral pattern formation; osteoblast differentiation. The coding region runs from base 508 to 1179 and encodes 223 amino acids. Lineage: Eukaryota; Metazoa; Chordata; Aves; Piciformes; Picidae.